Camelina sativa (false flax) is the source of this 918-nucleotide messenger RNA. RefSeq lists its product as uncharacterized. Lineage: Eukaryota; Viridiplantae; Streptophyta; Magnoliopsida; Brassicales; Brassicaceae. The record is from RefSeq and is a predicted model, not a curated record.
AAAAAAAAUCCCUAGAUCGGAAGAAGAAGAAGAUGGCGGAUACUCUGCGGCGGAUGUUGGAAAGCGGAGAGCUAACGGAGACUCUGCGGCGGAUGUUGGAAAACGGAAAGCUAACGGACGAACAAUGCCUCUCUAUUUUGCAAGUAUUAGAUUCCGAUGGAUGCACAUCUGAGAAAGUGAUUGAGGAAAAAGCUGUUAAACGAAUCGACAACAGGAAAUCUCUGAAGCAGUUGUUGGCCAUGCGUGAUCCGGAGAGCGACCUUCUUCGUCGUUAUGAAGAAGAAUCGGAUUCGGAUGAAGAAGAAUCGGAUCCGGAUUACGAAAGGUACCACCGCCAACUCGAGGAGUCUCAGUUUUUCGAUAUCGAUCGUGACGUUCGUGUCCCACGUUGGGGAUUUAUCUCACCAUUUUAUUUUGGGGAAAAGGAGGAAGAACAAGAACCACCUCCCGAAAUGGUUCUCUACGGCCGGUUGGGAGUUCAUUGGUUCAACUUUGAGCACAAUAGGAACUUGAAGUUCAUUCGCAUACCAAAAUUGAAUACCGGACAUCCGUAUUCUACAUCCUACUACCUCACUAUAGAUGUUGAAGACUUUUUUUCCCCCAUUUGGAAGUUAUGAUUGAACUCUGCAGAAUCAAACCCACCACACCAGUGGAAGCCGAACCACAUUCAAUUUUCGACCACUUCAUCAUUGAUGGGGUAGAUGCGUUUUACACAGAAUGUAUGCCUACCUUUUUGUCGGGACCGCCAGAAGAAGCAGCUUAUGAUCAGAGAUUCUACGUGGUUCCGUACGAGGAGAUUCGUACAAAUGAUUGGCUUCGUCUGUAUGCCCGCUUUGCACUUUUCAAAGUUUGCGAGGCUGAAUCUCAUUCUUUCCUGCCAGAGGAGAUGCACUUGAAGAAGAUACUUAUGCAAACCCA